UAAUACCACACAGUUAAGACUUGGGCCUUCUCUUCGCUUCCUCUUCUUCUCUGCCUGGCGUCAGAAUUGUUGUCUGCAACCGCAAUCAACCGGACAAGUGGGAAAGUGACGAAAGGGGGAAAGGUCACCAGCGAAGAAAAGAAAUGGGUUUGCUUUGCUUUGUCGUUGAGGCGUCGGCAUUGCCAAAAAAGUAAAACCCCAAAUUCCAUCAACAACUCUCCUCCCCUGUUCAUUCAUUCCUUCGUUCGCUGUUCUCUGCCAACUGUUGGAAUAGUUGACCUAACCCCUCCACAAGGCAUCCCUCCUCCGCCCUCCUCCACCGCUCACCCACCCUACCUACCCCACCUCCACCUCGGAGAGAUUCUUGCCUUUUUUAUUGCCUCGUGUUUCCGAUGGCUUCGGCACCGGAUUCCUCACAGAUUCGAGCCCACUCACGGCGGGCGGGCAACAUGAUUCACCCUGUUUCGCUGGAGUCUCCGUCCCCGGCGCCGGCCUCGUCCGCCGCCGCCGGCAGUCCCGACAACGUUGCUUACAGGGAAGUCAAGCAUUUCAAGAAAUGGUUCCCUUGGUUGAUUCCUUUCUUUGUGGUUGCGAAUAUUGUGAUGUUCAUCAUCACCAUGUACGUGAAUAACUGCCCCAAGAAUUCUGUUUCUUGCGUUGCUGGAUUUCUGGGGAGGUUUUCCUUUCAGCCAUUUAAGGAAAACCCUCUUCUUGGGCCUUCAUCUUCAGCGUUGGAGAAGAUGGGUGCUUUAGAUGUGAACAAAGUUGUCCAUCAUCAUCAAGGCUGGCGCCUCAUAACCUGCAUGUGGUUGCACGGUGGAGUUUUUCACGUGCUCGCCAACAUGUUAAGUUUGUUGGUUAUCGGCCUUCGGCUAGAACAGGAGUUCGGAUUCGUGCGGAUUGGUUUGCUCUAUCUGAUAUCGGGUUUUGGCGGGAGUUUGUUUUCUGCUCUUUUUCUUAAAACAAACAUAUCUGUCGGCGCUUCCGGUGCCCUUUUUGGACUAUUGGGAGGAAUGCUGUCGGAGCUUAUAACUAAUUGGACAAUAUAUGCUAACAAGGUGGCAGCUUUGUUGACACUCGUGAUAAUCAUCGUUAUCAACUUAGCCGUGGGAAUCCUUCCGCACGUGGACAACUUCGCACACAUAGGGGGGUUCUUGUCAGGAUUUCUUCUCGGUUUCGUAUUCCUGAUACGUCCACAGUUUGGUUGGGUUAACCAGAGAUACACCCCGAUCGGUUAUUCAGCAUCGUCCUCAAGCCCCAAAUUCAAGCCAUACCAAUGCGUGCUUUGGGUCCUCUCCUUAAUCCUUCUCAUUAUCGGGUUUACCGUCGGAUUGGUUAUGCUGCUCCGAGGAGUGGAUUUGAACGAUCACUGCUCGUGGUGCCAUUACCUCAGCUGCGUCCCGACUUCGAGAUGGAGUUGCAACACGCAGCCCGUCUCGUGCCAGGCCGAGCACACCGGGAACCAGUACACGUUGACGUGCUCGAACGGCGGUAAGAGCAGAUCGUACUUGCUCAUGAAUCCAUCGGAUACACAGAUUCAGGGACUCUGUGCCCAGCUUUGUACAUAGCCUCCAUUUUCAGGGAUGAUCCAUGAUUUCAGUAUAUGUUCGAUUUGUUAAAUUCAUUGCGUAGAUGAAGACAAUAUGUAGUUGUGGGAGUUGUUGGCUUGCCCACAUAGUUCAAUUCUCUGUAGUAUAUUCAUCGGAACUUGCUUUUAUGUAAUGAAUGUUCUUUUUAUUUUGAA
Messenger RNA from Andrographis paniculata, 1744 nucleotides. RefSeq names its product RHOMBOID-like protein 1. The transcript is spliced from 5 exons. Gene Ontology annotation, molecular function: serine-type endopeptidase activity. Bases 393 to 1568 code for a protein of 391 amino acids. NCBI's taxonomy places the organism in Eukaryota, Viridiplantae, Streptophyta, Magnoliopsida, Lamiales, Acanthaceae. Gene Ontology annotation, cellular component: membrane. Gene Ontology annotation, biological process: proteolysis. The record is from RefSeq and is a predicted model, not a curated record.